UGAUAGCAGUGAAAGUGAAAGCAUUUCUUGGGGUGGAGCUCGCUCUGCUUUUCGGUUCAGCAUUAUAAUUUCAGAUCGUAUGCUUUAGGAUAUUCUUGCUUUAUGGAUUGCUCAGAAGAAUUUGUGAAGGAAAUACGAGGCUUCUCCUCUUAGUUAUUCGUUCUUCCUGGGUCUCGUGCUCGGAAAGCUCGAGGAUCGAAGAAAGAUGGCUACAUUUGAAGAUUAUUGCAUAAUAACCCAGGAGGACUUAGAGGAUAUUAAAGAGACCAUAUCCUCUCAGGAUCUCCCAUCAGCGAUAAGCAUGAUCAAAGAAUACCUCAAACAGCAGGAUCUUGUAGAACUUAACAUUGGUGUGACGGGAGAGUCUGGUUCUGGAAAGUCCACAUUUGUCAACGCAUUCAGGGGCUUAGGAGAUGAAGACGAGGGCUCUGCUAAAACCGGCCCAGUAGAAACCACUAUGGUGCCUGAGGUUUACCUUCACCCAAAAUACAAAAAUGUGAAAGUGUGGGAUCUUCCUGGCAUCGGAACACCAAACUUUAAAGCUGAUGAGUACCUUAAACUGGUUCAGUUUGAACGCUACGAUUUUUUCAUCAUCAUCGCUUCAGAUCGGUUCAGAGAAUGCCACACUCAGCUGGCCACAGAGAUCAUGAGAAUGAAGAAAAGAUUUUAUUUUGUUCGUUGCAAGAUUGACUUGAGCAUUGAGGCCGAAAAGAGAAAGAAAAACUUUGACCUGCAAAAGACACUGGAUAUCAUAAGAGAGGACUGUGAAAACGGUUUGAGAAAAAUCGGUAUAGAUGAUCCUGCUGUGUUCCUGAUUUCUGGAUGGGAGUUUGAAAAGUUUGAUCUAAAUGUUCUGCAGGAGAGGAUGGAGAAGGAGCUUCCACAGCAUAAGAGACUUGUGCUGAUGUUGGCUUUGCCGAAUAUCACACUGGAGAUUAAUGAGAAAAAGAAGAAAGCUCUAGAGCAGAACAUUGGAAAAGUUGCCUUCCUGUCUGCUUGUGUGGCUGCUGUUCCUGUUCCUGGUCUUUCAAUUGCUGUGGAUUUAGCCUUCAUAGCUCACGAGAUAGAGAAGUACUGCACCACCUUUGGCCUUGAUAAGGAGUCUUUGGAGAAGCUCUGUGAAAGAUAUGGGAAGAGAAUAGAGACUGUGGAGGGUCUGAUUAAGUCAGCUUGGUAUAAAGAAAUAUGCACAGGUUCAAUCACAACCAUACUAAGAGACCUAUCCUUUCUGAUAACAGAAGAUGCUGUUGAGUCUGUUGUUAGGUUUAUACCCCUUUUAGGCACUGUGGCGGCAGGAGCAAUGUCCUAUUGGGCUGUGUCAACAAUGCUGAAGAGUGCUCUGAAUGAGGUAGCAGAAGAUGCCAGGAAUGUGCUCAUCAGUUUGCUGGAGACUGAAGUGUAAUACUGUACCACUGCCAGCUAUGUAAAGUGGUCAAAAGGUUUAUAAAACUCUAUACUUAAAAGUUAAUUCCUUUGGGAAGAAAAAAAAAAUGGUCCUGACGAAUUUUAUACACAGAAUUUUAACCUAUAAUUGUGACAAAUAUUUAUGUUUUAAAUUAUUGAUCUAAGAAAAACAAUACUAGAUACUAAAGAAUAAUUAAAAUACCAAAUAAGCAGAAUCAAAUGAUAAUUGCAUUGAAAAGUUCUAAUUAUUUUUUACUUAGUAGAACUUGGUACAAAAAUUGAUAUAAUUAAAAUUGUAUUUUUCAUGAGGCCUGUUGGACUGUUAAUUAAUUACUAAUAUUGAAUCAUACAAAAAGUGCAAUCUUCCAAUUCAAAAGUAACAUUACACACUACAUAGAAUAAGUGGCAGAUCUAGUUUGCAUUUAUGCACAGAUCUAUUAUGCUAUACACAUAUUUUGUCCCAUCCCUAGCUUUGGUUUUCACUAUCAUCUCAGUUUCAGUCCAUUUAAGUAGGGUUGUUAUGAAAGCCCGUUUCCACCGUUUAAUGAAGACGAAAAAAGGAGCACUAUGCAUUCACUCCCCUCACCUACAAUUCCUGCCAGUACUGAGACUUAAACCCAUGACCUUCGGGUUCCAAGUCUGACUCUCUAAUCAUUAAGCCACAACUAACCCAAUAUAACAUUUAGACUCACAAUUGGGAGAUAUAACUUCAGAUUGGUCAUUAUUUUCAACAGCCAGUGAUAAGCUAUAAAACUUAAUGCUGCAAAAUCAGGUUAAACAUUGGGGUUAUGGGCAAAAUAACAGCACUUAUGUUUUUGUUUGUGGAUAUUUUGAAUAAAAAAGGAAAAUCUAAAUAAAAGUGAUGCAUCUGUCAUGCAGCGAUAUUGUGCCUGAAUGACGCGUCGCUUUGGGAAAAGGGUUAAAAAAAUAACCCAACAUUUUUAAGAGUGCAGAAAAAUUGAUAUUAUUGAUUGAUAUUGAUAUUAUAAUAAAAUGUUAAAAAUAACCCAAUAAAAUGACCCAACAGGCUGAACCCAGCAUUUUGAAAGUGUGAUUUUGAGUUACCCCCCAAAAAUACCUUGCAAGACACGUUCUCCUAAUGAUCCAGGAACAAUUUGGUGAUGAUCUUUGCAUUUUCUAGAAUGAUGGAGGACCACGUCACAAGAAAGCAAGAGCGAUACAAAUUGGUUUAGAGAUCAUUACAUUGAAAUCCCUGGAUCUUAAUCCCAUAGAGAACCUGUGGCCAACCCUCAAAAGUUAACUGGACAGGCAGAAGCCCACAAACUGUGAUCGACUGCAAGUGUUAAGUUAAAAAUGGAUUGCAUUAGUCAGAAUUUGGCAAAAAGCCAAGGGCUUAUUUGAAAACUAAAGACUAGCUGUGUAAGACAUACUACUUAAUGGCAACUGACAAAUAAAUGUUUGCAAAAACAUUUUAACAUUAGCAAUUAAGUUUGGUGUUUAGUUGUGUUGAUCCAUGUUUGGAUUUCUUAAUCAGGAGAUCUGGCUUGACUGUUUGAGAACACUUUAUAUUGAGUAUCUUAGUUUUGGUACUUCUCGGCCAUUUUUGUAUAUUGUUACUUUUGUUUGUACUUUUAUAUAAAAAAAAAUUAUAAAUGUU
Molecule: messenger RNA, 3022 nt
Organism: Carassius auratus (goldfish)
Lineage: Eukaryota; Metazoa; Chordata; Actinopteri; Cypriniformes; Cyprinidae
Product: interferon-inducible GTPase 5-like
Exons: 4
Coding region: 206-1402 (398 amino acids)
Cellular component (GO): membrane
Molecular function (GO): GTP binding
Source: RefSeq, a predicted model, not a curated record